AUGGGCAAGCCGCAGCCGUGCCCUCAGCUGCCCCCAAGCGCCCGCCCUGCAGGGUUGGAGGUGCCUCCCUCGUGCCAGCCCCCAGCGGGAGCCAACCGGCCGGGCCGGGAGGUGCCUCGGAACAGCCCUCGGGGCGCGAGCGGCGAAGUGCCCGCUCAGCAGCCUCCAGAGAGCUCCACCUGCCCCGGCUGGCUCUUCGGGCUGGUGGCUCCCCCAGGAAGUGGGUGGCUGUUCAGGAAGGUGACUCGGCCACGCCGGGCUGCCGGUGGCCGCGCCUCGCCUCCUUGCUGGCUCUGCCAGUCAGCUGGGAGGGAGCAGAGCCGAGGCGCCCCAGGCACUCCAGAGCACCGGCGGCGGCACGCAGGCAGCAGCAGCAGCGGCAGCAUGGCGGGAGAGCUGCAGCUCAUGUUCAUCGACUGGCAGUGCCCCAGCAACAACCGGCAGCACCGCACGGCCGAGAUGAGCAACACGCGGCUGAUCACGCGGCGGGGGCAGCCCUUCACCUUCACGCUGCACUUCCUCUCCAGGGGCUACCAGCCCGGGCUGGACUCCAUCUACCUGGUGGCAGAGACCGGGCCGCAGCCGGACCGGCAGCUGGGCACGCGGUCCAUUUUCCUUGUGGGGCAGGGCCUGCAGGACAGGAGGCCCGUCUGGGGAGCCGAUGCGGCCCCCAGCGGCCCCCGGUCCACCGACAUCACCGUGUGGGCGCCUGCGGAGGUCCCUGUGGGGCGCUACCAGCUGAAGACCCGCAUCGACUCGGGCCAGGCCUCUGCCUCCUACCACCUGGGCGAGUUCAUUGUGCUCUUCAACACGUGGUGCCCAGACGACGACGUGUACCUGCACAGCGAGGCGGAGAGGCACGAGUACGUCCUGAGCGACCACGGGCUCAUCUACCAGGGGAACAGCAAGUGGAUCCAGCCCGUCCCCUGGAACUACGGACAGCUCGAGGAGGACAUGGUGGGCAUCGCCCUGAGGGUGCUGGACAGAAGCCUGGACUUCCAGCAGGACCCGGCCCAGGACUGCGCCUCGCGCGGCAGCCCGGUCUACGUCAGCCGGGUGGUGAGCGCCAUGAUCAACAGCCUGGACGACAAAGGCGUCCUGCAGGGCAACUGGAGUGAGGACUAUUCUGACGGCGUCCGUCCGAGCGACUGGAAUGGCAGCACAGCCAUCCUGAGGCAGUGGGACCGCACGGGAGGGCAAGCGGUCAAGUACGGCCAGUGCUGGGUCUUCGCAGCCGUGAUGUGCACAGUGCUGCGCUGCCUUGGGAUUCCCACGCGCGUGGUCACAAACUUCGACUCGGGACACGACACGGACGGCAACCUGGUUAUCGACGUGCUGCUGGACAAGACAAGCCAGGUGCUGCCCAUGGAGAGGAAGGACAGCAUCUGGAACUUCCACGUGUGGAACGAGAGCUGGAUGGCGCGGAGAGACCUGCCCAUGGGGUACGGGGGCUGGCAGGUGCUGGACGCCACCCCCCAGGAGCGCAGCCAGGGUCUGUUUCGCUGCGGCCCGGCGCCUGUCCGAGCGGUCCGGGACGGAGAGCUGCACCUCCCCUACGACACCCCCUUCGUCUUCUCCAUGGUGAACGCCGACCGCGUGGUCUGGCUGCUGCACGGGGCGGCGAAGGAGAUGCUCCUCUGGGAGACUAACGCCGUGGGCAACCACAUCAGCACCAAGCAGGCGGGCACCGGCGAGCGGGAGGACCUCACGCACGCCUACAAGCACAAGGAAGGCUCCUCGGAGGAACGCCACGUGUUCGAGAAGGCACUGGCACAGAUGCCGGGCCGCGGGGCCACACGGAGCAGGACGGGCCUUCGCGCAGGGGGGGCCGAGACCUGGCGCAGGCACUUUCCUCACCGGGGCGGCAGCGGCCCCCCGGAGCCCCCCACGGGAGCCCAGACCUCCCUGGAGCUCAAGCUGGCCGAGAGCCCCGAGAUUGGCCAGGACAUCCAGCUGGUGCUGGUGGCGCGGAACCUGGAGCUCGCCGCCAAGCAGCUGCAGCUCAGCCUCAGCGCCCAGGGCCUGCUGCACACCAGCCGCCCCCUGCCGCCCUUCUGGCAGGACAAGCUCUACCUCUCCCUCAGCCCUGCGGAAGAGAAGCGGCUGCGCUGGCGCAUCCCCUUCGAGCAGUAUGGCGCGCACCUGGGCGACGACAGGCAGGUCCACGUGGUGGCUGUCGGGGAGGAGAACACCUCGUGGCUGAAGGCGCUGGCGGAGAAGACCAUCACCAUCGCCAGCCCCGCCUUGGCCAUCCACGUUCUGGCCCCGGUGGUGGUGAACCAGCCCUUCCCGCUCCGCGUGGACUUCGCCAACCCGCUGCCCGUGCCCGUCGGGCACUGCGUCCUGACCCUGGAGGGCUGCGGGCUAGUGCUGGGCCAAGCCCAGAUCAAGCUGGGGCCGCUCGAGGCCCGGAAGCGGACCAGUGUCACGCUGCAGCUGACCCCCUACCGGAGCGGGCCGAGGCAGCUGCUCGUCAGCCUCGCCAGCAGCCACUUCCCGACCAUGAAGGGCCAUGCGCUGCUGCAGGUGGCGCCUGACGCCGACCCCCAGGCUCAGGCGCACUCCCCCUGCCUGCGAGCUCCUCCGCAGCCAUGCGACUUCAGCCCAGCUGGCAGCGAGAUCAGGGGAGCCAGAAGCCGAGCGGCACCCCACCCCAGAGCCAGCCUGAGGAGGCCGGGGCCAGCGGGAUCCUAG
Messenger RNA from Varanus komodoensis (Komodo dragon), 2694 nucleotides. RefSeq names its product protein-glutamine gamma-glutamyltransferase 5-like. The transcript has 14 exons. Gene Ontology annotation, molecular function: protein-glutamine gamma-glutamyltransferase activity. The record is from RefSeq and is a predicted model, not a curated record. Bases 1 to 2694 code for a protein of 897 amino acids. NCBI's taxonomy places the organism in Eukaryota, Metazoa, Chordata, Lepidosauria, Squamata, Varanidae. Gene Ontology annotation, biological process: peptide cross-linking.